AUGGCAAUUUUCUCUAGCCUCGCCUACAAUUGGCAACAUUUUGCCAACCACGUCGGCAUCCCCCUGUUCUUCUGGAGACGUCCAACAUGGUCUGUCCGUCAGAUGUCAGAACAGUCCGGUAAAGUCGUUCUCAUCACGGGGGGAAACGCUGGCACCGGAUACGCUACCGCCCUCGCCCUUUACAACGCCGGCGCCAACGUCACCAUCGCUUAUCGCUCUCUCGACCACGCUCGGGAGGCUGUAGAGGGUAUCAAGAAGAAUGCAGAGAGCAAGGUCGGCACUGUGGACGUUCUUGAGCUUCUUGAUCUCGCGGAUUUGGGGAGUGUUCAGCGAGCCGCUGAAGAGUACAAGACGCAACCGUGUCAAACAGCUGGACUUGCUUUACUUGAACGCUGGCAUCAUGGGCACGGCAAUGGACCAAGCAAGGCUACACUCUCCAAUUUGAAACUAUGGUCCUCGCCCACCAUCGCUUCGCCACCCAUCUUAUGCCUAUCAUCUUGUCCCCCCGCCCCGAGCCGGCCAGAAUCGACAUCCCUCGCCUCUCUCGCGCACAACCUUGCCCCGCCCGGGGGCAUCGACUAUCUCUCCCUCAUUCGCCACCCCGACGACGUGCCCGAUCCCGAUGGGUCGCCCAAGAGGGGGAAGAACGAGCAAGAGAGGUGGGCAGAGUAUGGGCAGUCGAAGUGGGGGGUAUAUCGCUUUGGCGAGGUAUCUUGCGGUCUUGCGGAGAAGUAUGACCCGAAGGAGUUGAUCGCUGUGGCAGUUCAUCCUGGUUCGCUCUCGACUAAUCUUUUCCAACCAUCUCGAUCUGGGCCGGUACCCAUCCCCUUCCCGGAAGCUCUGGCGCGGAACGGCAGGUACGUCACGCCUUUCAACCAUGCCUUGGAGCCAAGAGGCGAUCUGGUGGGCGAAGAGGGAAAGAAGAAGGCGGUGGAACUUUGGGAGUGGUGUGAUGAGCAGGGAAAGAAGUUUCAGUAG
Molecule: messenger RNA, 978 nt
Organism: Cryptococcus wingfieldii CBS 7118
Lineage: Eukaryota; Fungi; Basidiomycota; Tremellomycetes; Tremellales; Cryptococcaceae
Exons: 8
Coding region: 1-978 (325 amino acids)
Source: RefSeq, a predicted model, not a curated record